AUUCAGCAAUGUUUAGGAAUCAGUAUGAUCACGACGUUUCAAUAUGGAGUCCACAAGGACGAAUUCAUCAAAUCGAAUAUGCUAUGGAAGCUGUAAAGCAGGGUUCAGCAGCAGUCGCCCUGAAGAAUCAUGACUACGCCAUAAUUGUUGCCCUUAAGAGAGCACCAUCUGAACUCUCUUCCUACCAAGAAAAAAUCAUUCAAAUAGAUGAUCAUGUUGGGGUAGCGAUCUCGGGUUUAACUGCUGAUGGCCGACUUCUUAGUCGUUCAAUGCGUCGUGAGUGUGCAGAUAGCAGAUGGGCCUACGAUGAGCCAUUACCAAUUUCACGUCUGCUAUUUAAGAUAGCUCUCAAGAUGCAAGUUCCUACUCAGAGAUAUGGUCGACGACCUUUCGGAGUUGGUAUGCUAGUCACUGGUUGUGAUGCCUUGGGACCACAUGUUUACUACCUGUGUCCAUCCUCAAACGCAUACGAUUGCAAAUGCAUAGCCAUUGGUUCUCGCUCUCAAUCAGCUCGUACUUACUUGGAACGACAUUUAGAUGAAUUUAAAGGUUCAUCUUUGGACGAUUUAAUUUGUCAUGGAUUGAAGGCUUUAAACAGUACGUUGCCAAAUGAAGUUAGUUUGAAUAUGAAGAAUUGUUCACUUGCUAUAGUUGGAAAAGACAUGAAAUUCACAAUAUUUGAAGAUGACGAUAUUGAUCCAUAUUUAAAGUUAUUCGAAGCUACUCAAGCGGAUGCACCAACUAUCUCCGAUUCCGGUCCUACUCCAAUGGAACAGGAUCAUACUCAAUUUUGUAAUUGGCAUUUUUCUCCUUCAGAAUUAGUUAAUCUUCGUUCAGAUUGUAAUACAACUGCUCUUAAACGAUUACAAUCAAUUAAAGAAGUAGAAAUUAAAAAUACCAAUGAAAAUGUAAACAAUACAUUAACUGUUGUUGGAUUAGAUCCUGAUCAAGAAUUUAAAAUUAUUAAACAUUAUGUAUAUUUAAUGAAAAUUUUAUUUGAUAAAUUUACAACACCUCAGUUACCAAAUGAAGUAUAUGGUUUUGCUGCAACCUAUUUUAAACGUUUUUAUCUUAAUCAUUCUGUAAUGGACUUUUAUCCACGUGAUAUAAUGUUAACAUGCUUGUACGUUGCUUGUAAAGCUGCAGAUUUCCCAAUUGGUCUUCAGACUUUCAUUUCGCAUAUCCCUAGAAAUCAAGAGCGAUAUAGUUAUCUGGUUCUCAAUUCUGAACUUUUUUUGAUGGAAUCACUGGGUUAUGAUCUGUGGGUGUAUACACCGUAUCAAGCGUUAACUGGAUUUGUUAUCGACUUAGUAGCAUAUCAGAGACGAAUUUGUGGUGCACGUUCUGAUUCCUAUCUUUUAGAGAAUCGAUCCGAUGCUCAGCUCGUUGAUGAGUUAUGUAAGGACGGUGUAAAUUUAAUAAAUUUAUGGUAUCAAACUGACUUGUGCCUCACAGCUCAUCCAAGUCAGUUCGCUCUUGCUGUCCUAGUGGAACUUGGACAUACUCGGCCUCAGUUGGAUGUAGAAGUUUUCGUCAGAGAUGAACUAUGUGGUUGUGACCCAGUACAGAAGUUUAAACAGCAUUCUGAAGAGGAUGAUGGUGACGAAGGAGACAUAAAACCCAAGAAGGAUACCAAAUGUGACCCUGAAACUCGUUGGCAGGAACUGUCUAGUCGUUUAGAUUUUAUCCGUCAAACAAUCGAUGAAUUUCAGUUUAUUACUGACUUAGGACCUGUUGGUGAAGAAGAAGUAAUUUUAGAUGAAUGUCGAAAUCCCCUGUAUAAUAUUGAAUCUGACGAGUAUGCGCAAGCUAAGUCAAAAGCGGAUAGCCUAAUGGCUACGCUUGAAUAA
This is a messenger RNA of Schistosoma guineensis, 1850 nucleotides long. Lineage: Eukaryota; Metazoa; Platyhelminthes; Trematoda; Strigeidida; Schistosomatidae. The record is from the annotation of a GenBank genome assembly.